This is a messenger RNA of Cuscuta europaea, 3763 nucleotides long. Lineage: Eukaryota; Viridiplantae; Streptophyta; Magnoliopsida; Solanales; Convolvulaceae. The record is from the annotation of a GenBank genome assembly.
UCUAACAUCAUUUUGUUUGUGUAUUGCGGACUGCCGAGUAUCAUAAAACCCUACUGUUUUCUCAAGAACACUAUCAGGUCAUAACACCCAGUGGCACCUUAACUGCUCACAUUCAAAGAUUCCCAGCAUGGAUGAUGUAUGCGAAGAUAAAGAUUUCUCCUUCCCCAAGCAGGAGGAGAGAAUCCUCCAAUGGUGGGAUGAAAUCAAGGCAUUCGAGACUCAGCUAGAGCGGACUAAAGAUAUGCCGGAAUAUGUCUUCUAUGAUGGCCCACCUUUCGCCACAGGUCUACCACACUACGGCCAUAUCCUAGCUGGGACGAUCAAGGACAUUGUCACGCGGUACCAGUCCAUGACCGGUUACCACGUCACCAGACGGUUUGGGUGGGACUGCCACGGGCUGCCUGUUGAGCACGAGAUUGAUCAGAAGCUUGGGAUUAAGACCCGCCACGAGGUGAUUGAGAUGGGCAUCGACAAAUACAAUGAGGAAUGCAGGGGGAUUGUUACACGGUAUGUUGCGGAAUGGGAGGAGACUGUUGUCAGGACGGGGCGCUGGAUUGAUUUCAAACAUGGUUACAAAACCAUGGAUUUGAAUUUCAUGGAAAGCGUCUGGUGGGUCUUCGCCCAGUUGUUUGACAAAGGCCUUGUCUAUAAAGGCUUCAAGGUUAUGCCGUAUAGCACUGGCUGCAAAACUCCUUUAUCAAACUUUGAAGCAAAUUCAAGUUACAAGGAAGUACCUGAUCCUGAAAUCAUGGUAUCUUUCCCCAUAGUCGAUGACCUAGAUGGUGCAUCCAUCGUUGCUUGGACAACAACUCCGUGGACUCUCCCCAGUAAUCUUGCUCUAUGCGUGAAUUCUAAAUUUGUGUAUCUGAAGGUUCGCAACAAGUUUGAUGGGAAGAUCUACGUGGUUGCUGAAUCUAGGUUAUCUGAGCUUCCUUUAGAAAAAGCAAAAAAAGGAACUGCUAAUGGUUCUGUUAACGAUACCCACAACUCAAAUCCGAAGUCCAAGCCCUCCAGUGGUAAAUCAAAGAAUAUAGACACCUAUGAGAUCUUGGACAAGAUCUCCGGGUCUUCACUCGUUGGAAAGAAGUAUGUACCAUUGUUUGAUUACUUUGCAGAAUUCUCCAAUGUUGCAUUCAGAGUUAUCGCAGAUGACUAUGUUACUGCUGAUAGUGGUACUGGUAUUGUUCACUGUGCUCCUGCAUUUGGUGAAGAUGAUUAUCGUGUGUGUGUUGAACAUAAGAUAAUUAGCAAGGGAGAGAACUUAAUCGUAGCUGUAGAUGAUGAUGGUUGUUUUACUGAGAGGAUUACCGACUUUGCUCGUCGUUAUGUAAAGGAUGCAGACAAGGAUAUUAUUCAAGCUGUUAAGGAGAAGGGAAGGCUCGUAAAAUCUGGAAAUUUUACGCACUCCUACCCCUUUUGUUGGAGAUCUGAUACUCCUCUCAUUUACAGAGCAGUGCCCAGCUGGUUUGUUGCAGUAGAGAAGAUAAAGGGUCAGUUGUUAAAGAACAAUAAAGAAACAUACUGGGUUCCUGAUUUUGUGAAGGAAAAACGGUUUCAUAAUUGGCUGGAGAAUGCAAGGGACUGGGCUGUUAGUCGGAGUAGGUUUUGGGGAACUCCACUCCCUGUAUGGGUCAGUGAGGACGGCGAGGAGAUUGUUGUUAUGGAUUCCAUUGAAAAGCUGGAAAAACUUUCUGGUGAAAAGGUGACAGACUUGCAUCGUCAUAAGAUUGAUCAUAUUACCAUCCCAUCUAGUCGUGGGCCUGAGUUUGGUGUUCUUCAUCGUGUGGAGGAUGUGUUUGAUUGCUGGUUCGAAAGUGGAUCCAUGCCAUAUGCUUAUAUUCACUAUCCAUUUGAAAAUGUUAAACUCUUUGAAAACAACUUUCCCGGGCAUUUUGUGGCUGAGGGGCUUGAUCAAACUCGUGGAUGGUUUUAUACCCUCAUGGUAUUGUCAACUGCACUAUUUGGAAAACCUGCUUUUAAAAACCUUAUUUGCAAUGGACUUGUCUUGGCUGAAGAUGGAAAGAAGAUGAGUAAGAGACUGAAGAACUAUCCACAACCCAAAGAAGUCAUCAAUGAUUAUGGUGCUGAUGCCUUGCGACUGUACCUGAUUAACUCUCCAGUUGUUCGUGCUGAACCCUUGCGGUUCAAAAAAGACGGAGUGUAUGGAGUGGUUAAAGAUGUUUUUUUGCCAUGGUAUAAUGCAUACAGGUUCCUUGUCCAGAACGCGAAAAGAUUUGAGCUCGAUGGACUGGGUGCAUUUGUUCCCAUUGAUAAAAAAACUCUUCAAUCUUCUACAAAUGUCCUUGAUCAAUGGAUCAACUCAGCCACUGAGAGUUUAGUUCACUUUGUUCGACAAGAGAUGACUGCAUACAGAUUGUACACAGUGGUUCCUUACCUGUUGAAAUUUCUUGAUAACUUGACAAAUAUUUAUGUGCGGUUCAAUCGUAAGAGGCUUAAAGGUCGUACAGGGGAAGACGAUUGCAGAACAGCUCUGUCUACUCUUUACCAUGUGCUCUUAACAUCAUGCAAGGUGAUGGCUCCAUUCACACCAUUCUUUACUGAGGUUCUGUACCAAAAUUUAAGAAAAGUUCUCAGUGCAUCAGUAGGCAGUAUUCAUUACUGCAGUUUCCCGGAAGUAGAAGGGAAGAGAUGGGAACGCAUUGAGCAAAGUGUUACUAGGAUGAUGACAGUCAUUGACCUAGCCCGUAAUAUCCGUGAGCGCCGUAAUAAACCCUUGAAAACACCACUCAGGAACAUGGUUGUUGUACAUCCAGAUGAAGAUUUUCUUCAGGAUAUCAAAGACAAACUAAAAGAGUUUGUAUUAGAGGAACUCAAUGUCCAAUCAUUGGAAACUUGUAGUAAUACUUUGGAGUAUGCAUCUUUACGCGCUGAACCCGAUUUCAGUGUGUUAGGGAAAAGACUUGGAAAGUCAAUGGGAGAAGUCACCAAGGCGGUCAAGGCAAUGUCAACCGAAGAUAUUCUGGCUUUCGAGAAGGCUGGAGAAGUUAACAUUGCAACACACACUUUAAAGCCUAGUGAUAUUAAGAUUAUCCGGGGAUUUAAACGUCCUGAUAAUCAAACGGAGGAUGAGAUAGAUGCAGCUGGAGAUGGUGAUGUGCUGGUAGUAUUGGAUUUAGUGAUUGGUGAGUCACAACACAGGACUGGUGCUGCUCGUGAGAUCAUAAAUAGAGUCCAGAAGUUGAAAAAGAAAUCCGCCCUUGAGCCUACUGAUGCUGUUCUGGUCUACUUCAGAACUCUUGAUGAUGAUAAUUCAGUUUCUCAGCAGGUUUUGGAGACACAGGAAGAAUACAUUACUGAGGCCAUCGGAACUUCAUUGCUUCCUACGGACUCAAUGCCCUCAAGUGCUGCGAUUCUUGGGGAAGAGAGUUAUGAUGGAGUUUCAUACCUCAAACUCUCAUUCACAAUCACCUUAGCAAGAGCUUAGUUAAGAAUACGUCUAAACUUUACCCCCAGUAUUGAAGUAGAGGUAGUCAGUUUGUAAGUUUUUGUUGCAACCAUGUCUCAUUUAUUUGUAUAAUUAUAGUUAUUUCUAUUGCUCCAACAUAUACCCCUUUUUAAGAUGAUCCUCUUUUAGUUGUGGUACAUUGUAAUUUCAUUGUAUGGAUCUGCAAUUUUCUCUUUCCAUAAUCCAUUCAAUCUGCAUUGUUUUGGAACCAUAGCAUAUGAUACAUUGAUACUACAAAAAAGUGAAUAGUAUUGAAGAGCAAUUUCAAUAGAUGCGUUCAGUAUCUUCUUAGUUUCC